Messenger RNA from Prorocentrum cordatum, 2106 nucleotides. Lineage: Eukaryota; Dinophyceae; Prorocentrales; Prorocentraceae. The record is from the annotation of a GenBank genome assembly.
AUGGCUGGCCGUCAGCCUGGCCAUGGACAGCCGCCGGCCCGCAGCAGCUACCCGCCGCAGACGGCGAGGCGCCCGGGUCCGAUCGGCGGAGGCGCUGCACCUCGCGGCGGCGCGGGGCAGGCGCACUACCGGCGCCCUGGAGAUUCUGCCUCGUCCUCUGGCAGGAACCUUGGCGGUGGCCAGCGCGUGGGCAAGCCCCAGCCGAGGAGGAGCCCGGGGGACGAGCCGUGGAAGCUCCUAGAGGCGGAGCAGGGCGAGGACGACGAGGUGCCGGCAGAGGAGGACUUCGAUGACCAGGGUGGCGACGAGGACGACCCUCCGUGGCAGCCGGAGGAGCCUGCGCCGGAGGAGCCGGAGGCCAACGAUGAGGUAGACGAUGUACCACGGCGGGAGGACGAUCUGGAUUUGGAAGAAGUUCCUGAAGACCAGCGCGAGGCGGUGCAGGGCAACCUCACGUUGAAGCGCCUGCUGUCCUCAGGCAGCAACGCCUCCGGUGGCCCAGCGAAGAGAAUGUGCGCGGGGGACUCGGACGCCGCGGCGCUCGGCGCAGCGCAGUUCGACAAGGAGAGCACCCGCAGGGAGAUCACCUUCUUCGCGCACCAGCCCGGCGCGGCGCGGGCCCGAGAGAAGAAGCGGCUGGACGGCCUGCGCCGUUGGUUCGCCAGCGGCACUUGCCGGCGCGAGGAGGCAUGCGCUGCACCCGGGAGGCGACCUGCCGAGGCCUGCGGCGGCCGUUCCAGCAGGUUUCAGCAGCGGCCGUCCUGCGUGUCCCCGAAGGCGGCCCUCGCCGACCUCAGGCUCGACACCCAGCUGGCCCUGGAGUCUGCCCCCGCCCGUGCGGAGCGCGGGCGCUCCCCCGGCACCGCUGGAGCCCGCGGCGGGCGCGGCCUGACCGGCGGGGGCGCGCCGCCGCCGGGAGCUGCCGCCAGGGCCCGCGGCAGAGGCAGCAGGGCCCGCGGCAGGGUGGCCAAGGACGGAGCGCGCGGCUCCGCCUCGGAGCCGCCCUACAAGCGCGAGGCCCCAGGCGCGUGGCAGGAGGGCCAGGGCGGCCAGCCGCGGCCGCGGACGUACACGGAGGGGACGGACACGGACGCAGUUUGGGAGGCCACCGUCACGAACACUUUCGUGAAGAUGGUCCAGGUGGCCCCGCCGCAGCGCGGCCGCAGCCGCAGCUGCCCUGCGAGCUGGGCGCCCGCCGAGGUGGCGGAAGCCGGCGGCAGGGCGGGCACGCCCCCGCCGCCCCCCGCCGGUGCGGCGGGCCCGCCGCCCCAGGCGGGCGCCGCCCGCACGGGGCGGAGCGCUUGCGGCAGGGCCAGCACGCCACCUAGGCGCCGCCAGCGGCGCGCCGCUGGCGACGGGCGCCCGCCGCUGUGCCGCUACUUCGUGAACGGGAGCUGCAGGUUUGGUGACGGCUGCAAGAACCGGGCUGGCCACUUGAUGCCGGACAUGACCUUCGAGAUCGACCUUACCAAGGAGCACAAUAUGGAGCUUGGUCUCGAGGCUGACGAUCUUGACACUGUACUUCGCAUCACUGCCGUGAUGGAGGAGGGACUGGUGAGUGAUUGGAACGCUAAGCGGCCAAGCAUGUCUGUCAAGGUUGGCGACUACAUUACGAAGUGCAAUGGCAAGGUAUGCUCCCCGAUAGCCAUCUUGAAGAAAACUCAGAGGAAUGAAUAUAGUGCGCAUGAGCUUCGCUUGACGAUCAUGCGGAUGACAGCGCAGGACCACGAGGAGGAGGGCAAGGAGCCGGCGGGCGCGCGGCGGCCGCCCGGGCCUGAGCUGCCUCCAGUGGAGGAGCUCCAGAACCGCGCCGAGAAGGAGGUGAGAGCGCGGUGGCCCGGGGUCUUCUUCUGCUCCAACUGCAAGCCGAUGUCGAGGGCGGGGAAGGGCCGACUGCAGCCUUCGGACUGGCGCGGCUUGCGCACCCAGCAGUGCUGCGACUGCGCUGUCCUGCAGAGCCGCGGGAUCGGCAAGGGGCUGGGCAAGGGCAUGGGCAGGACGAAGGCAUUUGGCAAUUGCCGCGAGUGCGGCAAGCCUGGCCAUUGGGGUAAUGAGUGCAAGGCAACGCCGGAGGAGAAGGCCAGGCACCGUGACACUGUGCAGUAG